Corticium candelabrum is the source of this 2100-nucleotide messenger RNA. RefSeq lists its product as uncharacterized. The record is from RefSeq and is a predicted model, not a curated record. The transcript has 2 exons. Lineage: Eukaryota; Metazoa; Porifera; Homoscleromorpha; Homosclerophorida; Plakinidae. The coding region runs from base 1 to 2100 and encodes 699 amino acids.
AUGCGCCGAAAACGUUGUCCUCAAUGCGGUCGUUUAUUCCACUCCUUACGACAUCAUUUCCUGCAUUGCUCUGUUUCUAAUCAAUCUACAACAUCGUCGAGAAUCCCCCAUGGGACUAAUCUACAUCAAGAGACAUUACAGGAAUGUAAUGUCCCCGUGCCGCCUCCGGUUGUUACAUCCGUUUCCGUUGCUGACAUCAAUAGCUACUUGUCUCCGUUUUCAAGUUCUACUCUCCACAUUGACUCUCAACAAUAUUACCAAGUAUCUUCUACGUCUUUGGAUCAUAACUAUCCUGUUUCUGAAGCAAAAUGUGUCACCUCAUCCGUCACUGCUAAUUACGCGACAACAGAUACCAUCACCACAAACCACAACACUGCUGAUAAGGCGACACCUACAAUAACCUCGCAUGGUGACAUCGCUACGCAGCCUGGAUCUGCUUCUCCACCGUCUGGAUCUUCUUCUACCCUUCCUCCUAACCUCAAUCUUACAACGACUAUCACGUCGCAAUUAACGCCUACUGUACCGUCAUGUACUACUGGUAGGUGUGAAACUAUUAUAUCUGCUGAUAAGUCAACAUCAGAAACAAAGAUCCCGCCUCGUCAGCACUGCGGUCUUUCUGAUGUCGCUAAGCAGAACACCUUUUCUUCUCAUUGCAAUAAUUUUCUGCCACGACUCCGUCUUCCUCCCGCCUCUGAUGUUAAAAUGUGGUCUGACGUGAAUGACUGGGUACAGUCUGCUGUUGUCCCAAAUGUUUUGGAAGCAGUUGGUGUUGAAUCUAAAUAUCAAGUCAUACGCGAACGUCUGUAUUAUGGUCUGAAAUCACGCUUUGGAUGCCACCGUUCUUCUACUCGUAAGCGCAAACGGAAACCUGCCAACAAUCAAGCUCAACUGGAUGCUCUGAGGUCUACUAAGAAUGAAGUUAGACGCAAAUUUCGUCAAGCCAAACGACAAGGGGCGUCUCUAGCAGAAUUGACAUCAUUUGCUCGUCAAUUUCACCAACUAAUUAGACGUCAUAGUAAACUGAAAGCUGUCAUGAAUAAACGGGAUCUCAAGUCUUCUGCUAGAAAUGCUAAUAAACGCUGUUCAACCAACUUUUGGAAGUUCUCUAAGGAUUUGUUCUCUGAUGACUCUGACACCUCUAACGUACUGCCACAGUUUUCUGCUGAUGAAGCCUAUACUUUCUUCCAGUCUACUUACUCCAAACAGUCUCUUCCUCCCCCUCCUGUGCUUCCUUCUGGUGUGUCUUCUCCUCGACCUCCUUCUCGUGACUUUGAUAUUCGUCCAUUUUCAACUUCUGAGAUUCUUAAGAAAAUCAAAUCUACUCGAAAUUCUGCAGCUCCGAGUCCUCUGGAUGGGUUAUCCUAUCUUGUAUUCAAGAUGUGUCCUUCUCUACUGCCUGCACUGCUGGAUCUAUUUAAUUGUUGCUGGCUUUCUGCCUCCAUCCCACAACUUUGGAAAACUGGUGUCAUACGUCUCUUUGCCAAGCCUGCUGCAUCCAAAGAUCCCCACGAUCCUUCUUUAUUUAGACCUAUUGCCUUAACACCGUGUAUUGGUAAGAUAUACACCUCUAUGCUCAAGGAUCGAUGGUGCCAAUUUAUGUUGGAAAAUAAAUUCUUCGAUACAUCAAUUCAGAAGGCUUUUCUCCCUGGUAUAUGUGGUACAGAGGAACAUCAGUACAAGCUACGGUCAGCCAUUGCUGAUGCUAAAAGAAGUCGACACACUUUAUCAAUUUGUUGGCUUGACUUUGCCAAUGCCUAUGGUUCUGUCCCACAUUGGCUCAUUUUACAAUGCUUUAGACUCUAUCAUGCUCCAGACCAUCUACUGUCCGUCAUCACCAACAUAUAUUCAAACCUUCAGCUACAAGUUUCCACUGUGAAGUGGGCAACAUCCAUGUUGCCCUGCAAUAUUGGAGUGCUCCAAGGUGACCCGUUUUCGGUCAUUGUUUUUAACACCGUCAUAAACACACUCGUUAUGAUGUUGAAGACUCAGCCUUUUGGUUACACGCUUAGUGGUUCAUCUCACAAGAUCAAUGCUCUUCUGUUCGCUGAUGACGUUACCCUAGUAUCAAAGUCGCCUUCUGUGGUCCCAACUGACCAUUAA